This is a messenger RNA of Suillus subalutaceus, 814 nucleotides long. RefSeq lists its product as uncharacterized. Lineage: Eukaryota; Fungi; Basidiomycota; Agaricomycetes; Boletales; Suillaceae. The transcript is spliced from 7 exons. The record is from RefSeq and is a predicted model, not a curated record. Bases 181 to 735 code for a protein of 184 amino acids.
UGCUUAGUUAGGCCUCAGCAAGCUUCAGGGUCCUAAGCUUUAAGAUGACUUCGACAACAUUGUGAUGUCAUAUCUUAUGCUUUUGUUUUCAGACAAGCAACUAGUCAUUGCUAUUCCUCUCUCGCCUUUUUGAUUUACGACUGGCUGUUAGGUUUAGAAAGCGAGGUCCAGCAUAUCUGGAUGCAGCCUCAAAAGCGAGUGUUCAGAUGGCUUUACAUCUACCUUCGGUACUUCAGUUUGUUGAUUCAAGCAAUGCACCCAGGUAUCGUGGAAUACUUCUCAGGAGGUCGUGGUUCGCCUUCUUCCUGUCUAGCCUGGAAUAUAUAUGCAUCCUUAGUGAGUCAAGUUCAUAUCACAGCAGUCGAAAUGGUGCUUGCUGUCCGAGUAUACGCACUCUUCAACCGAAGUCGUCGUAUUGUUUUACUGGUCGGCUUUCAUAUCUUGCUUGAAGUCAUUUCUUCCGUGGUGAAUGCGGUAUACACCGUAAGAGCCACCAAAUACCAUGGGUACUGUAUCUUUUCCAAGCCGCCGCAUCAACUGAUGUACCACAGCAUUAUAGUCUUGUCCACACAGAUCACCUUGAUGAGUCUUACGUUGUUGAAGACUAUCCUUACCAGGCGCUCAGGAUGGGGGAGGACACCGAUCGUAUCCCUACUUCUGCGCGACAGCAGCGCGGUCCUCUUUGUCAUAUCUGGUCAGAGACUUCGUGACCAUACUUUUUUCAACAUUCAUUGAGCCCUAUAGCACUGUGUCUCUUGACGAUCGGCUUCUGCCGACUCAACGGCGAAAGAGCAACAGUAAUGCUUUUGUACAU